Messenger RNA from Melampsora larici-populina 98AG31, 776 nucleotides. RefSeq lists its product as uncharacterized. NCBI's taxonomy places the organism in Eukaryota, Fungi, Basidiomycota, Pucciniomycetes, Pucciniales, Melampsoraceae. The transcript is spliced from 3 exons. The record is from RefSeq and is a predicted model, not a curated record. The coding region runs from base 167 to 316 and encodes 49 amino acids.
AUUUCAGGCGUCGAGUACGGCGUCAGUCUCGAAAUCCCACCUGCUUCGAUGAUACUGAGUAAAAAGAUGACAAAGAAUAAUAAAAGGCAAAAUCAUUUUGACGGCCCUUCAUCUGGAUCAUCAGGAUGAUUCAUCAUCAGAUGAUUCAGAUGAUAUAGGAACAGAAAUGAGUUAUAGAAGUAGUCCCAGAAUGCAUGUACUCAAACAAAAAUUUCAAGUACCGAUAAUAGAUUAUUUAGAUUUGAUUCUAGCUGAAAAUCCUCAAUCCUUUUACAAUCACUUUCUAAAGAAAGAAUUGAUAAUUUCAUAUUUUUAACCCUGAAGAAGGAGCAAUUGAAAAGGAAGAUUUGCGACAAUUAGGUCUUGAGAUUGAAGUGAUUGACAGACUUUUAGAUAAUGUUGAUGACUUCAGAGUUCAUUUGAUGGAGCAACAGAGUUAUUUGAUUAAAGAAACAAUCUCUUAUCUUUUUCUCUUUUCUAGCUUGGAAUCUGUAAACUAACAAUCUCUUACAACACACAUAUAUAUAAUAAUAUAGUAUCAAGAGCUCAGUGAUGCUGAUGGAAUUACGUGAUGCGGAGGAAGACUGGGAGCUCUGAUGAUCAACGCGAUAAUGGUGGAAAGGUCAUCUAUGAAGGUAGGAAGGGGCUUUUUCGUUGUGGCAGCACGGUUCCCUCUACAUAGGACAAUCCUUUUUUCCAAACCUGAUCACACACUUUGCAUCUAGCUCCAAACCGACUGCACGUCUCGAGACCCCGCAAUCUAGCUGGAUUUACAU